Messenger RNA from Paecilomyces variotii, 1907 nucleotides. RefSeq names its product WD40-repeat-containing domain protein. Gene Ontology annotation, molecular function: protein binding. Bases 169 to 1719 code for a protein of 516 amino acids. NCBI's taxonomy places the organism in Eukaryota, Fungi, Ascomycota, Eurotiomycetes, Eurotiales, Thermoascaceae. The transcript has 3 exons. The record is from RefSeq and is a predicted model, not a curated record.
GGUCUCACCGCCUUGAGGUUGCAACUUCCCGAUUGGCCAACGCGAAAUUUCACCAGGGCCGGCGGGCAUCGCGUCCAUCUGGGAAAGCCUUCGCAUGCGUCCAGGAUAGUCACUGAUUCUCUCGUCUGUGGCCUCGAGUGACCGCGUGGAAGGGCCCGGAUAUUCCCAAUGGAGGUGCGUAUCUAUACCUCGAAGCGCCGUCGCACCGAUAAUGGCUACGUCGACCCGGUGAACGAUUCCUCAUCCGACGAGCUGGCCGCCGUCUCCGAUCACGAGAUGGACCGCCGAAGGGCCAGCUGGUCCGCUCAGAAGGCUUAUAAGUCGAGACGGUCAUAUCAGCGAUCGCCUCGUCUGAGUGAUUCCGGGAGUUCAGACGAGCUCGCCGUCGAUGCUGGUACAUACUGGAGGGAGAGCAAGAGACGGCGCUCCAGAAGCCGCAGCGGUUCCCGCAGCCGCAGUCGCGGGCGCAGUCCAUCGCAUGAUGACAGGGCAGGAGGUUCAGGACCGCCAGAAGAAAAGUCAGAGCAGCAAUCGGAGGAAUACGACGAGCGACAGGAGGAACCUGGAGCAGAAGAUCGAAACAUACAGCCCGCCGUGCGGACACCGUCGCCAUUACCUCCCCCACCUCCGCCAAAACCUGAGCGCCUGAAUUACCGGGUGAGAUCCAUACUGAAGGGGCACCUGCGCGGAGUCUCAGCGGCCAAAUUCUCACCAGAUGGAUCGAUGAUUGCAAGCGGCGGCGCCGAUGCGGCGGUUAAGGUUUGGGAUACACUGUCUGGAAAGCUCAUACAUACAUUCGAAGGCCACCUGGCAGGAAUUUCCACCAUUUCCUGGAGUCCAGAUGGAGAGAUUAUUGCUUCGGGAUCAGAUGACAAGACCAUCCGUCUAUGGAAUGUGCUGACGGGGAAAGCACAUCCGAUCCCUUUUGUCGGCCACCACAACUACGUCUAUGCCAUUGCCUUCUCUCCCAAGGGUAACAUGCUAGUCAGCGGCUCCUACGAUGAAGCGGUUUUUCUCUGGGAUGUCCGGUCCGCCAGUGUGAUGCGGUCGCUCCCUGCGCAUUCGGAUCCCGUUGGCGGAAUCGACGUCGUCCGCGAUGGCACGCUGAUCGCAUCCUGUGCGAGUGAUGGAUUGAUCCGAAUAUGGGAUACGGCUACGGGGCAGUGUCUUCGCACGAUCGUCCACGAGGAUAAUCCACCGGUCAUGUCGGUAAAGUUUUCGCCUAACGGGAAGUUCGUGCUAGCCUGGACUCUGGACAACUGUGUACGACUGUGGAACUACGUGGAGGGCAGGUGCAUCAAGACAUAUCAAGGCCAUGUCAACCUGAAAUAUGGUCUCUGCGGCGGAUUCGGGAUCUACGGUGCGCCGGGCGGCAAGCCAGAGGCAUUUGCCGUCAGUGGAAGCGAGGACGGUGCCAUCCUCUGCUGGGACGUCGUGAGCAAAAAGGUUCUACAACGGAUUGAGGCACACACCGACGUGGUCCUGGGCGUGGACACUUGCUGCAUCGGGGACAAGAGACUCAUGGUGAGCUGCGGGCUGGACCGGACCGUGAGGAUCUGGGAGGAAUUCCCCGAAGACGAAGGAGAGAAUGAAAAUGAGGCUCCGGAAGCCAAAAUAAACGGUGUGGGAGAAGAAGAAAACAACAGCAGCAGCAUGCCCGCCAGUGUGGCGGAGCCGGAUAAGGGCGCAGAAACUAAUGGAGAUGGGAUGAUUGAAUGAUUCUUUUUUUCUCUUUCUCUUUUUUAUUAAUAGUUGCAUUGCAUGUAGGUCAGGGACCUCGUCAGAUCAUCCUAGUGGAUACCCAAUAUAAUGAUAUGCAUACAUUCAGUCAGUCAGUCCAUGUGCCAUCCAUUUCGGGGUAAUAGUAGCGCGUGCAUGCAGCUGCGCUCGAUGUACGAUAGAACACG